Molecule: messenger RNA, 2446 nt
Organism: Amphimedon queenslandica
Lineage: Eukaryota; Metazoa; Porifera; Demospongiae; Haplosclerida; Niphatidae
Exons: 10
Coding region: 439-2049 (536 amino acids)
Molecular function (GO): protein binding
Source: RefSeq, a predicted model, not a curated record
UGCAAUGAUAUAUCCAGUGUAGUGCAUGUGAUUGAAGGAGAGUGUUCAUUGACUGAUAUUGAACUGUUAGAAACUGUAGUUGAGGAAUUUGAAGUCCUUGAAGCCAAAAGAUACAUUCAACAAUAUAAAACAUCACUGGAAAAAUCGUGUCACUCACUGUCAGUUGAUUUUUGCUUGAAGGAGAAGUUUGAUGCUGUCAAUACAAGCCCUUCUCUUAAAUGUGAAACAGCAACUUAUGUCUUUGACUGGAGACCUGACGAGAAGAAAUUAAAAGAUAUUAUUGAUAUUUUAUCCAAGACAUCCGGUAAACUAGUGAAAAUAAAAUACAUCAAAGAAGGAAACUCCAUCACCAUCACUUGCUCCUUCCCUCGCUCUCUCACCGGAGCUCUCAUUAUAAAAUUGAGCGAGAAUCUUGAAUUAUUAAUAAAGAAUGGUCUGAUGAAACUUACUGUUGGAUACUGCACAAUAUGGAUGAAACAAAAGAUACAAGAAAUACAGGAACCACUGGAAGAGGAGGUACAGGAGAUAAAGGAACAACCUCAUGAUACAAAGGAAGAGAGAGUAGCAAGACUGGAGGAGAAAGAAACAGAAGAAGCAGCACCUCAAUCAGUAAUUAAUCAAGAUAUACUAUCAACUGAUACAAGUGUGACAAUGAUUAAUAGACAAUUAAUAAAAGAAAUAAAAUUAAACAAACAAUUAGAAGAAACACUAACAAAAAUGAGAGUAAAGGAAUUUCAAAAACUUCUGUCUUUACCAGGAAAUACUAGUUCAGCAUCAUACAGAAUCAGAAGAGGGAUGAGAAUGGAAACUGAACAAUUGCAAUUAUUAUUAACAAAUAAAACUGGUUUACUGGAUCAGAAUGAAUCAUUAAUAGAUAUUAAGAGAGAAAUAGCUGAACUACAAGAACAGAUAUCAGUAAUGAGUGUACAUAUACUAAAUAAAAGAAAAGAGAAUGAAAAAUAUAGAGAUGUAAUAAGAGAGUGGAGGGAACGACUUACAUUGACUUCAUCAGCUGCAAAAGAAAUUGAGACUGCUGAAUCAACAGAUAAAGAUGAUGAUAAAGUGAAUAAAAAAUCUGUUUUUAUUGCUCGUUAUGACUAUCAUGCAAUGAAGAGUAACGAAUUAUCAUUCAGUGAGGGAGAGCAGCUGGAGAUAUAUGAGAAGCAGAAUAGUUUAUGGUGGAAAGGAAGAUCCUUGGUGUCUGGUGAUGAGGGAGACAUUCCUAGUAGUUGUGUUUACUCAAUGUUGGAGUCACUUCAAUUGUUAGAGUUUAUACUGUCAGUGGAAGAUAUGUCCCUACCUAUUCUACAGAAGACUAUGAUAAGGAAUAAUUCAUCUAGUAAUGAUGAGAAAGCUUCUCUUUUCUUGGAGACUAUUAAUGAUGAUCCUAUAAUGAUACCUGCACUGAGACAAGAUAAGGAACUACAUGAUAAAGGGGACACUGGAUUUUUGGACUGGGGCAUUGUGAGUGUAUACCUUGAGUCUCCAUCUCCAGUUCAGUGUAAUGAAGUAAUUAGUAAUGUUAAUAAUAAUCAUGAGGAGAUUCACCUCCGCUCUUCAUCUACUAAUAGUACAGUAUCUUUACUAUCAUCAACUAAACUGCAUACACUAAACCUGAGGAGACUUGAGAUAUGGGGCACUCCAUUAACUAAUGAUUGUAUCCAGUACUUGUGUAUACUACUAACUAAUAAUAAAGCAAUGCAAGAACUAGACAUCAGGUUCCACUCCAUUAGUGAUAGAGGAGUUACUAAUAUCUGUCAAGCACUUGAACACAACUCUACACUUACCUCAUUAAAUCUUUCUGAUAAUCCUCUCAUCACUUCUACUAGUGGACUGGCUCUUUUUGAGCUUCUCCUCAAUAACUCAUCACUAGUUGAACUGAAUCUAAGGAAUACUUCAUUGUCUACUGAGUCAAUACUACUCAUCCUCCAGUCACUAAUGGAUAAUGAGAAGAUAAAGACACUCAUACUAGACAAGCGAUACAAAGAGAUUUUUAUUAAUAUGUAUCCCAACUAUCACCUCAUACAAAACAGAGUGUACUGGAGGUAACUAAUCACUCUUCAUGUGAACUUAUUAGUAAUCUCUUGAUAUAACAACGUCAGUUUAUCUUGACCAAGAAAGCAACCAAUCAGAAUACACUACUUUACAUGAUAAAAGGUGGACCAGUGACACAUUAUAUUAUCAUAAAUCUAACACAUGAACAUCUCUUGAUCUCUCAUCAAUCUCUCUCUCCUUCUCCAGUAUAUACUGUACAUUCCUUCUCUUACUGACACACACUCAUGUCACUGUCUCUCUCUUUGUUGUCAUCAUUUCUUUCUAUUUCCCUCUCCUUUAUUUCUAUCUCUCCCUCAGUCUUUAAUAACUUUUCUCUAGCUGACCUUCCAAGUCAGUAGUCUUGUUUCCAUUCUCUAUAUAUUUCUCUCAAAAAGGAGCAGAUAAAAAGAAA